GGGGGUCCCCACUAUCGGGGGUGCGGGGCUGCUCGGGGGGCUCGGGGGGCGUUUCUGGCCGCGUGUCCCCUGUCCCGUGUCUGGGGCAGCGAAGCGGUUAACGGGGGGUGGCGGAGGUGGGGUCCCACCCCCGGGGCCGGCCCGGGGGGGCCUUAUAAAGGUGGGCACGGGCGGCCCCCGGGGAGGGGAGCGGGGCCGUGGAGGGCAGCGGGGCCAGGCCAUGCGGGAGCUGCGCUCGUCCGCCUUCUGGAGGGCCGUCCUGGCCGAGUUCCUGGGCAGCCUCCUCUAUGCCCUGCUGGGGCUGGGGGCCUCCCUGCGCUGGGCCCCGGGCCCCCCCAGCGUCGUGGGGGCCGCCCUGGCCUUCGGGCUGGCCCAGACCACCCUGGUGCAGGCGCUGGGCCAUGUCAGCGGGGGCCACGUCAACCCGGCCAUCACGCUGGCCUUCCUGAUGGCCUCGCAGCUCUCCCUGCCCCGUGCCCUGGGCUACCUGCUGGCCCAGGUGCUGGGCAUGCUGGCCGGCGCCGGGGUGCUCUAUGGGGUGACCCCGGGCCCCGUCCGCGGCACCCUCGGCCUCAGCGCGCUGCACCCCGGCGUGGGCCCGGGCCAGGGCACGGUGGUGGAGCUGCUCCUGACCGCCCAGUUCGUCCUCUGCGUCUUCGCCAGCUUCGACGACCGUCACGACGGGCGCCCGGCCAUGGCCGCCGUGCCCGUCGGCUUCUCCCUCGCCCUCGGCCACCUCUUCGGGAUCCACUACACGGGCGCCAGCAUGAACCCCGCUCGCUCCUUCGCCCCUGCCGUCAUCACCCGCAACUUCGCCAACCACUGGGUAAGUGGGGGGGGACGGGGACCCCCAAACCCGCCCCGGGCCCCCCCAGUCCCUCCCCGCUUGUCCCUGUCCUGCCCCAGCCGCUGCGUCCGGUGUCACCACGGUGACAGCAGCACCCCGGCGUGCUGAGUACCCCCCGGUGUCCCGGGCGGAAAGAAGCGGCCGCCCCCCACUCACCGGGAGACGGAUCCUGCCCCCCCGAUAUCCCGGGGAGGGGCACACGCGACGCCGCUCACCGGGAGACGGGUCCGGUGCCCGGGCGUCAGCGGGGAGGGUGCCGUGCCCCGUGGGGCGGGGGGCCGGGGGUCCCCCGGUGCCGG
This is a messenger RNA of Parus major (Great Tit), 1146 nucleotides long. RefSeq names its product lens fiber major intrinsic protein-like. The record is from RefSeq and is a predicted model, not a curated record. Gene Ontology annotation, biological process: transmembrane transport. Lineage: Eukaryota; Metazoa; Chordata; Aves; Passeriformes; Paridae. Gene Ontology annotation, cellular component: apical plasma membrane; plasma membrane. Gene Ontology annotation, molecular function: water channel activity. The transcript is spliced from 3 exons. The coding region runs from base 221 to 955 and encodes 244 amino acids.